Molecule: messenger RNA, 2474 nt
Organism: Haliaeetus leucocephalus (bald eagle)
Lineage: Eukaryota; Metazoa; Chordata; Aves; Accipitriformes; Accipitridae
Gene: CUEDC2
Product: CUE domain containing 2
Exons: 9
Coding region: 278-1174 (298 amino acids)
Molecular function (GO): ubiquitin binding
Source: RefSeq, a predicted model, not a curated record
UGCUCAUUCAUAGCUUGGGCCAAGGAUGGACCGUCAGCUCUCCUGCAGGCACUGAAGUGACUUCGUAAACACUGGCCGUGAGCUGAGGUCCUUGCACAGGCGAUACUUCUGCUCAGUCUGACACUUGCCUGCAAGUACCUUUGAUUAAGGAGAUGAGUGACUUUGCCUGUUCUAUUGAUCAGAAUAAAUUACCAGCAGCUAAUUUAUGGACCUCACAAAAGUGCCUUUGACAUGGUGAAUUGUGCUCUGUUGUUCAGAGAAAAAGGUUUAGAGAGACAUGGAGCUUGAAAAAAUCAUUCGCGACACACUGACACACUUCAUCCAGUCCCACAUCCCUGCAGCAGACCUCAGUGGGAUGGAUGAUGUUUUCUUCUCUUAUAUCACGGGUGUCCUGGAAGAGCUAGGCUUACCAGAGUCCUCUGAGGAGACUUUUGACAUGGACACAUUUGUGGAAAUGAUGGAGGCAUAUAUCCCUGGUUUUGCAGAAAUCCACAGUGGGGAUGUUUGUGAAAUGAUGUUCUCCCUCUCAGAAAGUCUUGGUGAAGCUCGCAACAAAGAAAAACCAGGCCAAAAGGCUGUGGAAAGCGGGAGUGAAACACCCUCUGAAGACCUGACCAAGGGCCAGGAGCCUGAAGCUGGAGCCUGCAAUGGGGAAAGGCUGCGCACUCCAACAGAUGGAGCUGGGGCCCAGGAAGGCAAUGACUUGAAGGAUGGGGUAGAGCUGCUACUGGAGAUGUUCCCGGCCUGUACUGUGAGCCAGGCAGAGAAGGCACUCGCCAUGGCCUUGGGGAACUUGGAGGAGGCAGUGCAGUUAAUUGUGGAGGAGAAGGUGGAAAUUGGCCCAGCAGGUGUGAGUGUGAAGGAACUGGCACGGCCCCGCAGAACACCCAACCACGAGGAACUAAAACAGGUUAUCCUACAGAAAUACAUGAUGGUGGAUAGUGCAGACGAUCAGAAAACACAUCGUCCAGCUCCACCCAAAGAGGUAAGAGCAGCAGUCCCAGCUCACCAGCAGUUUGUCCUUUGGCUACAAGGUUUAAAAAAUCAGGCUGCAAGUCCAAAAAGCAAUGGGGCAGGCCAAAGGCAGGACUGUUCACAGAGCCUGCUAAUCAGCAAAAAGGGAAUAUUAGCUAAGGUGCUGCAGGGUCUGUCAGUUCCUACCAUUCCUGACUAACAUGGCUUCUGCUCCCCCCCAUCAGACAGCUUCAUUCCCAGUUUUGGCCAAGAUUCCAAACACAAAGGAUGGGUAAAGUAGCCCACUCCAGUCCUCCUGCAGCCACCCCCCAGAGAACAGCUCAGCUUCUGCUCAUCUCCUCCCUUUCCCUAGCAGUGUGGCUGUCCAUCCACUUGGUGUUAAUGUCUUUCCUUUGCAGGCUCCCAAGAAGUUGAUCCGCUAUAUUGAUAACCAGGUGGUGAGUACAAAGGGAGAGAGGUACAAAGACAUCAAGAAGCCUGAGAGCGAGGAGAUGAAGAAAACCUACAUCAGCAUCAAACCAGCCAGGAAGUACAAGUUCCACUGACAGCCAGGUCCUCCUGCUCUUCAGCCUCCACCUCACCAGCCAGGCAUAGCAGGAUGGACACGUGGCACUAGGGAUGAGGGGACUCCUCCACCUGCCACUAACUGGAACUAACCUGGGAGUCAUAAUACUGCUUUCAGCUUCCUCAACUAACCUGGCUGACAAGGAGAUUUCUCUCCUUGUGUAGCUGUCCCUCUGCCCCCAGGGGCACACCGCAGUGGCUCUCUGGGGCCUGGCCAUACUCUGCUAUUCCUUGCAUGGGACAUUUUUAGAUCUAAGAUGUGGCUUGUACUUUUGCAGCAAGCUUUUUACAAGUCUGUGUGCACUGUUGCUUUAAAUUGAGUGCCAGUGUUAAUAAAGAUGACGUGAGUUGGUGUGUAGUUCAGCCAGAGCAUGCACAUGCUUUACAGACACUGCCUCCAAUCCCUCCUGGGGCCAAAGAUAGGAGCAGCGUCAUCCUCUCUUCUCCUAAUACUCUUCAUCACAUUCACCACAAGACAUGGCUGCUGUUUCAUUAACCACCUAGCAGAUACAACGGCUGAGGCUGAACUCCAGACCAGAGCUAGGCUCUCCCUGCCAACACAACCUGUAGCACUCGAUAAACUCCAGCUGAUAGCGUGGCCAGCACUCCUGCCGUUUCUCACCACUGUUGAGUGCCAAAGCUCCAGCCACACAACACGGAGCAGGAUAUAAUAGCAGGCCUGGGCACUACUGAAAUGUUAAGUCAGAAGCUAGAAGAAACAAAUGGCAAUGACCAACUGCUUUCAGUUAUAGCACAGCUAGGUCUGGUGUUUUUCUGUCAAUGAAACUGCAGUUAGGAGCGCAUUCCCCCUGAAAACAACUCCCACCUUUCAUCAGCCUAAACCAGCACUCUAGGCCUCGACAGACACACUGCCUACACCAGGGCCAUGCCAGCCUUUUGGUGCCAGGCUGGCCAGUGGCCCUGGGCUGGAGCUG